AUGGCCCCGAAAGAGGACAUGCUGCCCCCGGGCUGGGAGGAUCUAGACAGACAAAUGGGCCAGCUCUUUAUGAUGGGCUUCGAUGGUACCUCGGUCAGCCCAGAGAUUCGUUCGCUCAUCGAAGAUUACCAUAUAGGCUCCAUCCUCUUAUCCGCUAAAAAUCUUAAAUCUGCCGAGGAGGCAACUCGAUUGGUCCUCGAGCUGCAAACUAUUGCCCGCAAUGCUGGUCAUCCUGUGCCAUUACUGAUCGCGUUAGAUCAGGAGAAUGGCGGAGUGAAUAGCUUAUAUGAUGAAAUAUAUGUGCGUCAGUUCCCAAGCGCCAUGGGCAUGGCUGCAACGGGAUCAAAGGCAUUGGCUCAUGAAGUCGCGGUAGCCACCGCCCAGGAGCUUAAAGCUGUUGGUGUCAAUUGGAUCUUAGGCCCGGUUUUGGACGUCUUAACCAACGUGCGGAAUCAACCCCUUGGUGUGCGUACCAGUGGAGAUGAUCCCCAAGAGGCCUCUCAGUAUGGAGUCCAGUUUAUGAAAGGGUAUCAAGAGGCAGGACUGGCCACCUGCGGCAAGCAUUUUCCUUCUUAUGGCAACCUGGAGUUUCUGGGCUCCCAUGCAGAUGUUCCUAUAAUAACAGAAUCCCUGGAGCAACUGAGCUUGAGUGCAUUGGUGCCCUUUCGCAAUGCGAUUACGCAUGGUCUCGACGCUAUGAUGGUAGGCGGGGUGUCCAUGUCGUCGGCGGGAAUGAACGUCAUGCACGCUUGCUUAAGCGAUCAAGUCGUGGAUGAACUGUUGCGGAAGGAUCUCAAGUUUAAAGGCGUCGUUGUAUCAGAAUGUCUAGAGAUGGAGGCCCUCACUCACAACAUCGGCGUUGGAGGUGGCACGGUAAUGGCCAAAAAUGCCGGUUGCGAUGUCAUAUUGCUUUGUCGGUCAUUCCCGGUACAACAAGAGGCCAUCAAUGGACUGAAGUUGGGUGUGGAGAAUGGCAUUAUUGGGCGUCCUCGGAUACGGCAGUCGUUACGGCGUGUGCUGAGUCUGAAAUCAGGCUGCACCUCCUGGGAACAGGCACUGAAUCCUCCCGGUCUCCUGUCCCUCGCCCAGAUGCAACCUUCCCACACCAAUCUCUCAACGAGGGCCUAUAACAACUCAAUAACCGUCAUGCGUGACAACGACAACCUGCUUCCUCUUUCCAACGUCGUCGAUGCUAAUGAAGAGCUCUUGCUCCUGACACCUUUAGUAAAGCCACUUGCAGCGUCUGCCGUGACACUAUCGACGAAUGAGUCCAUGCAUGGGUCUCUUGAUCCGGCAGCUGCAUUGGAUCAGACUGCGUCAGUGGUCAGCGGAGAAAGUGUCUUCAAAGAGCUGGGAAGGUCCAUUUCCCGGCAAAGAAAUGGCCGGGUUUUACAUACUUCCUAUACGGCCCAUGGGGUACGACCCAUCCACGAAGAUCUCAUCAAGCGAGCUAGCGCCGUGAUUGUCAUUACGGCGGAUGCAAACCGCAAUAUAUAUCAACAAGCUUUCUCCAAGCACAUCUCGUUGCUCUGCCAGUCCCAGUACUCUCUAUCCGGUGAACGUGUGGAGAAGCCCCUGGUGGUGGUUGCUGUCAGUUCGCCAUACGACUUUGUCACCGAUUCCUCCAUCGGAACUUACGUAUGUACCUAUGAUUUUACCGAGACUGCGCUACAGACUUUGGUUAAAGUGCUGUAUGGUGACCUGACACCGACCGGGUGUCUGCCAGGUUCCAUCAGCCGCAGCCAGAAAAUCCACCAAUCCCGUCAGCAUUGGUUGGUGGAGAAUUGGAAUGAAGAUCGGGACGCACAUGCUCUAGAUGCGCUAUUAGACACAGUUCGCGAGGAUUGUACCCAGGGUCAAUGGUCAGAGCUUCUUGGCGCGACAUCUAAUAGCUUCCUUCUUCGAAAGGAAGACAUUGACGAAGCCCAUUUUGUGGUUCGCAAUAGCAGUACACAGGCAUUGUAUGGAUUCUGUGCAACAUAUUUCUUUCGGUCUACCGGGACUGGUGUCGUUGGAUGCUUGAUAGUGGAUCCCUCUCGACGAAAGCUGUCAAUUGGACAUUCUCUCCACAGUCGGGCGAUUCGUACUCUUCUUCAGCGAAAGGGCAUGAAACGAUUCCAGCUUGGAUCCCGACUCCCGGGGAUCUACUUAGGGAUUCCUACCGUGAGCUCGGUUGAGCGUAAGCGGCUGCGACAAUGGUUUGCAAAUCUGGGAUGGAACACCGCACUCUCUCGCCCAGUCUGCAGCGUGAUUCUGCGUAAUCUGGGCACGUGGACCCCACCAGACGGACUCACGGUGGCGUUGAAAAAUGCCAGCGUAAGCUACGACCUGGUGUACGGGUGGGAUUACAGCCGUGAGAUUCUCGACCAUAUCAAGACCAAUGCGCGGCAAGGGGUGACGGACAUCUACCGGAUCGCUCUCGGCGGGGCGCCGAAUUGCGGCAUCAUCCGCGCCAAGCGACCAUCGGAUGAGACGAUUUUAGGCAGCAUUGUGAUUUACAAUGAACGGUCGGCGUUGGCGGAACAUAUGCCGGCUUUACGCGCCACCCAGGGUCCGGUCGGGGGAAUCUCGUCGCCCGUUAUCUCCCCCUGUGCGGAUGAUUAUUCGAUCGUCAUGCAGGGGCUGAUCCUGCUGGCCAUUAAACAAAUCCAAAAGCUGAGUGCACAGGCUGUGGUGAUGGAUUGUGUGGACGGUGACGGUAAUUUUGAUUGUAUAUCUUCCUUGGGUUUUAGUAUGCUACAUAGUUUCGAGGAAGUCAACUGUGAUGCGACGACUUGGACGAUGAUGCACACCUCCUAA
Penicillium verhagenii is the source of this 2799-nucleotide messenger RNA. Its product is annotated as putative beta-N-acetylglucosaminidase. The transcript is spliced from 4 exons. Bases 1 to 2799 code for a protein of 932 amino acids. NCBI's taxonomy places the organism in Eukaryota, Fungi, Ascomycota, Eurotiomycetes, Eurotiales, Aspergillaceae. Gene Ontology annotation, biological process: carbohydrate metabolic process; peptidoglycan turnover. Gene Ontology annotation, molecular function: hydrolase activity, hydrolyzing O-glycosyl compounds. The record is from RefSeq and is a predicted model, not a curated record.